UUAACGUGUCAGACAUGACGCAUUCAGAAGAAUUUGAAAGCACCAUCAGGUUGACACAAUUUACCUUAUUAAUAUCUGGAAUUAAAUUGUACAGAAAAAAAUGGAAUUUCCUGAUUGACAUACUGGUCCAGAAGUUUCUGUUUUAUUUGAAUAUGAUUACACUAUAUCCUGUUCUGAUCGCUGAAAUAUAUUUAUUGAUAGAAGCGUUGCAGAAGGGAGGGAGUUUCGUGGAACACUCUUUGAUGACGCCUUGCAUUACAGUCAGUAUUUUAGGAACUGUCAAAGUGUGUUUUCUUUAUAAAAAUAGCGAUAUCCUCCUAGAAAUUAUUGAUAAGCUUAGUGAAAUACAUCCGAAAUUUAACAAUGACGUUGAAAUCGCAAAUGAAGAUAGAGAGACGACGAACGAGGAGAAAGUAACCAAGGAUUCGAUGAGAUUGCUGAAUUUAAAUAUGCUGGUGUUGAUUGGUUCAGGAGUCUGCGUCGUGACUAUGUUCUGCUUAAUGCCGUUUAUUCUAAUGAUGAUCGGAUACUACCAAGAUGGAGUUUUAAAGAUCCAGUAUCCGUAUUUGGUGAAAUAUUUUUUCGAUGCUUACAGUAUACGGCUUUGGUAUUUGGAGUACAUUCACCAGGUUUAUGCAACUGGAAUUGUAUUUGCAAAUGUUGUUGGAACAGAUACGUUAUUACUCGCCUUCUGUACUUUCAUAGAGAUGCAUUUUAAACUGCUGAGUUUUAGAAUUGAGAAUUUACGGGCAAUGUCGAGCGAAGAAACGAAAAGGAACUUUGUGACGUCAGUGAUACGACAUCAGGAACUGAUUCAAUUAGUCAGCAAAAUCGAAAUGGUUUACACUAAAUCGAUGCUUUUCAACAUCGUCACCAGCUCACUGCUUAUUUGUCUUAGUGGGUUCAAUAUGACGGUCACCGAAGGCUUCAACACUCGUUUUACAUACUUCACAUUUCUGAUGAUGUGUUUGUCCCAGAUUUUCCUGAUUUGCUAUUUCGCUGACAAUUUGAUGCAAGCGAGCACGCAAGUCAGCGAGGCAAUUUACAAGUGUAAAUGGUACGAAAUAGACGAAAGUGUAAAGAAAGGCGUUGUGUUAAUACUUCUCAGGUCUCAGAACCCGUGCAAGUUGACAGCGGCUAACUUCGCGGACCUGAACCUAAACGCAUUCACUACAAUACUGAGUCGCUCGUGGUCGCUGUUUGCACUUUUAAAGACUGUUUACAACUGAGGCAGUCGUAGUUUAAGAAUUAAUUACAAAGUCGACAAUGCUCCCUUAAUAAAAUAACGACCGAUUCCAAAAUUAUUAAUUGGUAGGAGUCGUCCAAAAAUUCAUUUCUGUUUGCGAUAUUUUUUAUUUUUCCUUUGUUUCAUGCUAUAGUUUUUAUUUUUGACUUAUCUUUAACAUAUAAAAUUUUAUAGUAACUUAAAAAAAAGGUCACAAACAGAAAUGAGUUUUUGACGAUUCCCACAAAUAAACAAUUUUGGAAUAGGUCAUUGUUUUAUUAAGAGAGCGAACUGAAAGUGUUUAGCACAUGUAGAUGGGCGCAUUGCUUUAUAAACUAAUAACAGUCUUUCUUAUAAAAAUUCCGCAAAGCUAUGAUUAGUUAAAAGACAAAUUUAUUCGAUCAGCUGUAAAUCAAAACCCGCCAUCUUGCCUCUUAAUAAGGUUUAAACUAGGAAACCCUUGAGGUUUUUG
This is a messenger RNA of Manduca sexta (tobacco hornworm), 1697 nucleotides long. RefSeq names its product putative odorant receptor 85d. NCBI's taxonomy places the organism in Eukaryota, Metazoa, Arthropoda, Insecta, Lepidoptera, Sphingidae. Gene Ontology annotation, biological process: sensory perception of smell; detection of chemical stimulus involved in sensory perception of smell. The coding region runs from base 15 to 1229 and encodes 404 amino acids. Gene Ontology annotation, cellular component: plasma membrane. Gene Ontology annotation, molecular function: olfactory receptor activity; odorant binding. The transcript has 7 exons. The record is from RefSeq and is a predicted model, not a curated record.